Molecule: messenger RNA, 1008 nt
Organism: Aspergillus candidus
Lineage: Eukaryota; Fungi; Ascomycota; Eurotiomycetes; Eurotiales; Aspergillaceae
Product: aldose epimerase family protein
Exons: 1
Coding region: 1-1008 (335 amino acids)
Biological process (GO): beta-D-galactose catabolic process via UDP-galactose, Leloir pathway; glucose metabolic process
Molecular function (GO): aldose 1-epimerase activity; carbohydrate binding
Source: RefSeq, a predicted model, not a curated record
AUGGACCCCAACGCUGUCAAAUUCACCAACCUCGGUGCCAUCAUCCAGGAAUUGCACGUCGACGGACAGAAUCUCGUCCUCGGUUUCGCCAAUAAGGACCUCUAUCCCCCCCACAACGCCCCCUGGUUCGGUGCCACCAUUGGUCGCGUCGCCAACCGCAUCAAGAACGGCGUCAUCCAGAACCUCAACGGUCGCAGCUACGAGCUCGAAACCAACGACGCCCCCAACGCCCUCCACGGCGGCAGUCGCGGCUGGGGCCGUCGCGACUUCGAAGGCCCCACCUGGGUGCGCCGCCACGGCCACGACGCCCUCCUCUACACCUAUCGGUCCCCGCACCUCGAAGCCGGAUUCCCCGGCACCGUCGACCUCAAGGUCUUCUACACCCGCAGCGAAGAGACCGUCGAGGGCGCCACCCGCGCUGUCCUCACCAUCGAGUACGAGGCCGAGCUCGUCGACGACGGCAACGACGACGGCUGCACCGAGACCGUCGUCAACCUGACGAACCACAGCUACUUCAACCUCUCCGGCGCCGCCACCGUCGCCGGCACCACCGCCCGCCUCGUCACCCCGGACUACCUGCCCCUCGACAAGACCGGCAUCCCCACCGGCACCAUCGAGCCCUUCCCCCGCAGCGUCACCGACCCCUUCCCCAUCGGGCCCGACCACCCCGCCUUCGACGACGUCUUCAUCAUGGACAAGGACGUGGGCGCCAUCCCGCUGGACACGCGGUCUCGGCCUUUGCGCCUCCUGGCUGAGUUCGAGCAUCCGGACUCGCACAUCCACCUGCAGGUGCACAGCACCGAGCCCGCCUUCCAGUUCUACACCGGUGCCGGCACCGAUGUCCCCGCCGUGGACGGCCACCCGGCCCGGGGAGCAUUCUCUGGCUUCUGCGUUGAACCCAGUCGGUUCGUGAACGCUAUCAACGAGCCGGAGUGGCGGGGGAUGGUCACGCUCCGGAAGGGGGAGACUUAUGGCAGUACCAUCGUGUACAAGGCGUGGCGGGCCUGA